Molecule: messenger RNA, 2690 nt
Organism: Trifolium pratense (red clover)
Lineage: Eukaryota; Viridiplantae; Streptophyta; Magnoliopsida; Fabales; Fabaceae
Product: pentatricopeptide repeat-containing protein At5g44230
Exons: 1
Coding region: 224-2074 (616 amino acids)
Biological process (GO): RNA modification
Molecular function (GO): protein binding; zinc ion binding; RNA binding
Source: RefSeq, a predicted model, not a curated record
AUUAUGAAAUUUCUCAUUUCUUUAUGUUUACUUCUCCAUUCUCUUAUUCCACCAUCGCAAUAAGGCGCAUAAAUUUUUAAAUAGAGAAAUAUUUCAAGAAAUCUAUGUAAAGUUUAAGGGCACCCCUAACUUUCAAAUAACUUAUCAACAAACAAACCCAGCGUGCAGCAGCGUUAUGAACUGUAUCUGUAACUAAAAAAUCUUCACCAGAUAAACGAACAACAUGUUCGUUGGUCGAAUCCGUGCUUUGGAAUGGGAAACAGUACGAAUUAUAGAAUCUCAUUGCACCACACUCAAUCACGCAAAACAAGUUCACGCUCACAUCUACCGCCACAAUCUCCACCAAUCUUCCUAUGUCAUCACCAACCUCCUCCGCUUCCUCACCACUAUCCCCCACAUCCCCGUUCACUCCUACCCUCACCUUCUCUUCUCACAGGUCCAUUCCCCUAACCCAUUUCUCUACUCUGCUCUAAUUCGCGCUUACGCUCGUAAUGGACCUUUCUUACAAUCCAUUCGUUUAUACUCUUCCAUGUUACACCGUAACAUUUUUCCUAUUUCAUUCACUUUUUCAGCUCUUUUUUCAUCACUAAAAAAUCCCACUUUAGGUUCACAGCUUCAUGUUCAUGCGUUUUUGUUUGGGUUUGUUUCUGAUUUAUAUGUUAGCAAUACCAUUAUUGAUAUGUAUGUGAAAUGUGGGUUAUUGCAAUCUGCACGUAUGGUGUUUGAUGAAAUGCCGCACCGGGAUGCAGUUUCUUGGACUGAGUUGAUUGUUGCGUAUGCGAGAAGUGGUGAUAUGGAUUCUGCAUGUGAGUUGUUUGAUGGAUUGCCGUUUAAGGAUAUGGUUUCUUGGACUUCUAUGGUUACUGGGUAUGCUCAGAAUGCCAUGCCGAAGAAAGCGUUGGAGUUUUUCCGGAAGAUGCGAGAGGGUGGUGUAGAGACGGAUGAGAUUACAUUGGUCGGUGUUAUUUCUGCUUGUGCUCAAUUGGGUGUUUCUGGGCAUGCUAAUUGGAUAAGGGAGAUUGCUGAGAAUUCUAAAUUUGGGCCUGCAAGUAAUGUUCUUGUGGGGUCUGCAUUGAUAGACAUGUACUCUAAAUGUGGUAAUGUGGAGGAGGCUUAUAAUGUGUUUAAAGGAAUGAAGAAAAGGAAUGUUUUUUCUUACAGUUCUAUGAUUGUUGGGUUUGCAGUACAUGGCCGUGCUCGUGCCGCGAUCAAAUUGUUUUAUGAGAUGUUGGAGAUUGGGAUAAAACCAAAUCAUGUUACAUUUGUAGGUGUGUUUACGGCAUGUAGUCAUGCUGGCAUGGUAGAACAGGGUCAGAAGCUCUUCGGUGCCAUGGAAGAAUGUUAUGGUGUUGCUCCCACUGCAGAUCAUUAUGCUUGCAUGGCUGAUCUUCUGGGCCGAGCAGGACACUUGGAAAAAGCGCUCCAGCUUGUUCAAACAAUGCCUAUGAAACCCAAUGGAGGUGUGUGGGGAGCACUACUUGGAGCGUCACACAUUCAUAGAAACCCUGAUGUUGCUGAAAUUGCUUCUCGCCAUUUGUUUGAGCUUGAACCUCAUAACCUGGGGAAUUAUUUAUUGCUGUCCAAUACAUAUGCAUUGGCUGGAAAAUGGGAUGAUGUGUCCAGGGUCAGGAAAUUGAUGAGAGAGAAGCAAUUGAGAAAAUAUCCGGGGUGUAGCUGGGUCGAAGCGCGAAAUGGUAUUGUUCACGAGUUCUUUGCUGGUGAUGUGAAACAUCCAGAAAUUAAUGAGAUAAAGAAAGCAUUAGAUGAUCUUUUGCAGCGACUGAAGGCUAUCGGAUAUCAACCAAAACUAAAUUCUGUGCCAUAUGAUAUUGAUGACGAUGGAAAGAGGCUUUUGCUUAUGUCUCAUAGUGAAAAACUUGCUUUGGCUUUUGGACUGUUAAAUACAGAUGCUGAUUCCACUAUAAAGAUUAUGAAGAACCUUAGGAUAUGUGAGGAUUGUCAUAUUGUAAUGUGUGGUGCAUCCAAAGUUACCGGAAGAAAAAUUGUUGUGAGGGAUAACAUGAGAUUCCACCACUUCCUUAAUGGGACUUGCUCUUGUAAUAAUUUUUGGUGACCAAGACUAGGUCCUUGUGGAGGUGAAAAACAGACAUAUUGGUGUUGGAGGAAUAACUUUGAAGUAGGAGUGACCAUUUUUUGUUAUUGACAAAUGUAAAAAAUUGCUUUGUGGCUGUCAAUCAACUGCACACCUAUUCACUUAACAGGGCUGUCAAUUUAUCACAACAGAGUUAAAGAUGGAGAAAUCAAAUGUGGAGCAAUUCUUGUGUGAGCAUUGAUAUCUAUGAUCAAUCAGAAGCUCAAAAUAAUAUAUUAACAUAGCAAGAAUUAUUUGGCAAGUAAUUAUGAUCAGUGUAAUUAUGUAGUAGUAAAAUUGAGGGAUGCUGCAUGUGGAUGAGAAACAACGGCUGUAAUGGGGAAUGAAAGGAAGCGUAUUAUAUUGAUUUUGGUGGAAUAGUGAAACCUCAAAUAGGCGGCGACUUAUAAGGUAAUAAAAAGCAACAAGGAAUGAUGAGCAACUUAUCAUUUUUUUUCCGGCCUUCAAUCGGAUAGAACAGGCUGCUAAACUGGUUUUACUUACAUCAUGAGCUACGAUAUGAGUAGCUCUUUAAAUAAAUCACUUUAUAAUUUAUUUAAAUAAGGUGCCCUUUUUAGUGUUGCACUACGGUUCCUAA